Messenger RNA from Lathyrus sativus (Indian pea), 1062 nucleotides. The record is from the annotation of a GenBank genome assembly. Lineage: Eukaryota; Viridiplantae; Streptophyta; Magnoliopsida; Fabales; Fabaceae.
AUGGGUGCAGACUACUACAAAAUCUUGCAGGUUGAUAAGAAUGCCAAAGACGAAGAAUUGAAAAAGGCUUAUAGAAAACUUGCCAUGAAAUGGCACCCCGAUAAAAACCCAACCAACAAGAAAGAUGCAGAAGCUAAGUUCAAGCAAAUUUCUGAAGCUUAUGAGGUACUUAGUGAUCCUGAAAAGAGGGCAAUCUAUGAUCAAUAUGGGGAAGAGGGUUUAAAGGGUCAAGUUCCUCCUCCUGAUGCUGGAAGUGGUGGUGGAACUAGUUUUUAUUCGACCGGAGAUAUUCCUGGAUCGGUUCGGUUUAAUCCGAGGAAUGCAGAUGACAUUUUUGCUGAGUUUUUUGGAUUCUCAAGACCAUUUGGUGGCAUGGGUGGAAGAGGUGGUAGUGGUGGCGGCGGUGGCGGUGGCAUGAGAUCUAGGGUCCUUGGUGGAAUGUUUAGUGAUGAUAUGUUUGGAUCUUUUGGGGAAGGAGGAGGAGGAAUGCAUAUGAAUCAAGGUGUGCCGAGGAAAGCUCCUGCUAUUGAGAACAAGUUGAGUUGCACUCUUGAGGAGAUUUAUAAAGGAACUACAAAGAAGAUGAAGAUCUCUAGAGAAAUAGCUGAUGCCAGUGGCAAAACCAUGCCAGUGGAAGAGAUAUUGACCAUAAGUGUGAAGCCUGGUUGGAAGAAAGGCACAAAGAUCACCUUUCCAGAGAAGGGCAACGAACAGCCGAAUGUAACCGCUGCAGAUCUUAUAUUUGUGAUCGACGAAAGGCCGCACAGCGUGUUCAGUCGGGAAGGAAACGACCUGAUUGUGACUCAGAAGAUAUCUCUUGUGGAGGCGUUAACUGGUUAUACAGUGCACCUCACUACACUGGAUGGUAGAAACUUGAGCAUACCAAUCAACAAUGUUAUUCAUCCUAACUAUGAGGAGGUUGUUCCAAAAGAAGGGAUGCCACUUCCUAAGGAUCCAUCGAAGAAGGGGAAUUUGAGGAUAAAGUUUAACAUUAGGUUUCCAAGUCGGCUCAGUGAUGAACAAAAAGCAGGAGUUAGGAAACUCUUGGGUGCCUCACUCUGA